This is a messenger RNA of Ogataea parapolymorpha DL-1, 870 nucleotides long. RefSeq names its product Mitochondrial membrane transporter. Lineage: Eukaryota; Fungi; Ascomycota; Pichiomycetes; Pichiales; Pichiaceae. The transcript has a single exon. Gene Ontology annotation, biological process: thiamine pyrophosphate transmembrane transport. Gene Ontology annotation, cellular component: mitochondrial inner membrane. The record is from RefSeq and is a predicted model, not a curated record. Bases 1 to 870 code for a protein of 289 amino acids. Gene Ontology annotation, molecular function: thiamine transmembrane transporter activity.
AUGUCAAACAGCAAAUUGCGGCAGGGAGUUGAGGUGCCACCUUACAUAUCUGCCAUGGGUGGUGCCGUAUCUGGGCUAGUUGCCAGAAUGGUGAUUGCCCCAAUAGAUAUUAUAAAGAUUCGAUUACAGCUUAACGGUGGUCAGGAUAGAUAUAGAGGAAUAAUUCAGACAGUGCGAACAAUCCUGCACAAUGAGGGAAUACGAGCGUUCUGGAAAGGAAAUUUACCAGCAGAAAUCAUGUAUUUGAUAUACGGGGCCACGCAGUUUGCUACGUAUUCGACUUUGAACCAGCUGGUGUCAGACACAGAGAAAACGUUGGAGCUCAAGGUUCCGGGAUCGGUUCAUGCUGUCACCAUUGGAGCGCUUUCCGGCUGUGUUUCAACAGUGAUGUCCUAUCCGUUCGAUGUGCUUCGUACUCGUUUGGCGGCUAAAGAGAACCCCUAUUUCACCUCUUUUCUGGCAGAAGCGAAAGAAAUGUACGCCAAGGACGGAAUUAGGGCCUUUUUCAGGGGAAUACAGCUGUCCAUGGGAUACGUUUCUUUAUCCAUGGGUGUAUCGUUUGGCGUGUAUUCGUUUUACAAAGACCAUAUGGCCAACACUCCGCUGGAACCGGCUGCUGGCCUUGUUGCAGGUACGAUUUCGAAAACUUUUGUGUAUCCUUUGGAUCUAGUUAAAAGAAGGAAGCACAUGGCCCAUGAAGGAAGGUUUGUGGCAACAAUGCGCAAUAUCCUGGCUACAGAGGGUAUUCGAGGAGCAUACCAUGGGCUAACGCCAGCUCUUAUUAAAGCGGCUCCUACCGCUGCGGUCAGUUUUUGGUGCUAUGAAUGGACAGUGGAUUGGUUAAUGCGCGCAAAAGAUAAAUUCACUUGA